AGAGAUAUCAAUCGAAUGCGUAGAAACAAACAGAAGAUACAAUUUCUCCUUGUUGAAGGACAGCUGCCGAAUUGUGCAAGACGGUUAAAACCGAAUCACUAUAUUUGUUGCCUUUGUGGGGAGGUCGACCCGAUAUAUAACAUAAGUCGCCAAGCCGGUUGUUUAACAACUGCAAUGGCGGAUGAACUGCCGAGACUCGUACACUCGGGUUUCCUUAUAGGCACGCUGGAUAUACGAAUUUCUUCGUUGGUUUGGCUCAAUUGGGAUAAUAUGUGUAUCACCUCCGGGUUUACAGACAAUACAGACGAUUAGCCUCGCUUCGUACUAUAUAGAACGGCGAGGGAAUGGUCCUGAACAUUUGAACUUCAGAGUCCUGACGCCGUGAUUCAAGCGUCAAGAUGAAGACCUCGAUCGCUGUAUCGGCGCUAGUUCUAGCUUGCCAGACACUGGCUCAAACGCCAACCGGCUUCACGCCAAGCGUUGCUGCCCACCUGGAUGUUAUCUUUGGCUCCAAGGUUGUGAACCCCCCAGGAACGCCACUGAGCAAGUCGGACACGUCUCGGCAGCCAACCAUCGGCACGACUAUCCAGCUGAAUGGGACAUACUACAUUUGGAUGAUGAUUGAUCUCGACGCCUCAACGAACUUUGCGAAUCCAAAGGCCGGCCAGCCUGCAACCUAUCUACAUACCGUGCUUCGCGAUUUGAAGCCAUCGAGCCAGAAGACAGCCAGUGGUGUGUACGUCCUCAGUACGACCGCGACAGGGCCUGUAUCAUGGUUUGCGCCGGCGCCCCCAGCGGAGUCACCCCCACAUCCUCAUCGCUAUACCAACUUGCUUUGGGAGCAGCCAGCUAAUUGGGUCAUCUCGCAAGAUGCGAACAACCAAUUACAAAACAAGAGAAGUGGGUUUAAUGUUACGGACUUCCAGAGAGCGGCCGGACUCAAGGACCCUGUCUUUGCGAACUACUUCAACGUUACUGGCUGAGGGCAUGACUGCUUUGAGGCGUAGAUACAAAUGUCUAUUACUACAUAGUAUAAACAAGCCGCUUGUCACAAU
This is a messenger RNA of Truncatella angustata, 1055 nucleotides long. Its product is annotated as phosphatidylethanolamine-binding protein. Gene Ontology annotation, biological process: regulation of proteolysis; regulation of Ras protein signal transduction. The transcript is spliced from 5 exons. The record is from RefSeq and is a predicted model, not a curated record. The coding region runs from base 399 to 983 and encodes 194 amino acids. NCBI's taxonomy places the organism in Eukaryota, Fungi, Ascomycota, Sordariomycetes, Amphisphaeriales, Sporocadaceae. Gene Ontology annotation, molecular function: peptidase inhibitor activity; phospholipid binding.